This is a messenger RNA of Trichogramma pretiosum, 2462 nucleotides long. It is a transcript of the gene ast, whose product is annotated as protein asteroid. Gene Ontology annotation, molecular function: nuclease activity. The transcript has a single exon. NCBI's taxonomy places the organism in Eukaryota, Metazoa, Arthropoda, Insecta, Hymenoptera, Trichogrammatidae. Bases 134 to 2428 code for a protein of 764 amino acids. The record is from RefSeq and is a predicted model, not a curated record.
CAGACGACUUGUCGGUGUAAUAUUCAUUAACGAGUGCGUGUUUUCUGCUUGUUGUAUAAACAGUGUAGCCUUUGGUUCAUAAUAAUACGAAAAAUAAAGUUUUCGCUGUCAUUUGUAAGAAUCAUUUAACACAAUGGGUAUUCAGGGAUUAUGGACAUAUAUGAAUAAUGCAGAUAUUCAUUUGAUAAAUUAUCAUCUGCAUAACACUUAUCUGGUCAUCGAUGGUAAUAGUAUUUCCUCGCAAUUAUACUCUCGAGAAGCCAAAGGAAAUGAAUGUUUUGGAGGCGAUUAUGACAAAUUUGCCUAUUGUGUGUCGAAAUUUUUUCAAGAAUUACUGGAUUGCAAGAUCACACCUCUGAUUCUCAUAGAUGGAGGAUCGGAAGAUAAAAAAAUGAAAACUAUUGUUCGUCGAACUCAUGACAGAAUAUUAUCAGCUUACAAAAUGUCUCCAAGCCACAAAGUUCAGACUCCUGUGUUUCCUUUAUUGAUGAAAGAGGUAUUCAAAGAAGUUGCUGCUAAAAAAGGUAUCAAGUGCGUUCAGUGUUUAUUUGAGGCAGAUGAAGAUAUCGCUUCAGUGGCAAAAUUAUUAAAUUGUCCUAUAUUAAGUUUUGAUUCUGACUUUUACAUAUUUGAUGUUAUGUAUAUACCAUUUUGUACCUUAGACAGAGGAACAUGUAAAGCACCAAAUGGUGGACUCAUGAAGACUUGUAAAUUGUUCAAACCUGACAAUUUUAUUCAAAGAUUUCCAGGAAUGGAUAAAUCUGUUUUACCUUUAGCUGCAACGCUUUUAGGUAAUGAUUACAUAAAAAGAACUACUUUUAAAGACUUUUUCUUGACUUUAAAACUUGCAAAAGGAUCAAAAAGAAAAUAUAAUGUCCAGCAGCGCAGAAUUGAAGCAGUAUUCAAAUGGCUCCAGAACCAGACAUUAGAUAAUGCUGUAGCUAUCAUUUUAAGUAAAUUAGAUCCAAAAAGACGACCAAAAAUUGUGGAAAUAAUAGAAAUGAUAAUAAAUGGAUACCUAAUUGCCUCUCCAAGAAUGUUGUACUCUUUGGGAUUCUCACAAGAUUUUAUUCAAGAAGCAAUAAAUAAAGUAUCAAUGAAACCCUAUAAAUUUUCACAAGAUGUGUUUAAUCUAAAAAUUAUUCAAGUUUCAACAGAUGAUGAUGGAUCUGAUUUGAGUUUUGAUGAAGAUGAUCAAGAGAGUACUCCUAAUGAUGACUUAGAUGUGGUCCCAUCUAUAAAUGAAAAUGAAUUACGAAAAAGAGCUCCUUCCUGGUUUAUACAGGAAUUUCAAGCAUCAGAAUUUCCAUCUUACUUUAUAGAUAUAGUCAUGAGACAUUUAUAUGUUUGUCCUGUACAAAUAGAAGACUUUAGUCAAGCUACUUGCAUUCAUAUUAGUUUAAAAAUUAUUCAAGUAAUAUUUAAAUUAUUAGCAUCUGGUAAUCCUGAUGCAAAUGGGUGGCAAUAUAUCACUCGAUCAGGAUUCACAAAAAUUAACACUUUUCAGCUAAUGUGUAAUGAUGAAAUCUUUGGCUGCAAUCUUCCAAAACUUGAACAACUACGUAAUCUUCCUCUUACAACAAGAAAAGAAAUCAUAGACAAUAUUCUUGGAGUUAAUGAUGAAUUAUUAAAAGAAUUCCCACCAAAUUGGAGAUUGUACAUAGCUACAAUUAAGUUUUGGUCCAAAGAAGCUAAUGCACAAUUUGCAACCAAGCAUCAUAUGCAUACUCUUUUAUUUACCAUGUUAUUUCAUAUAGUUGAUAACAAAAUUGGAUUCAUUAGAUCUAAAAAUUACUUAGACAAAAAGUAUGGCAGUCGCUUAAUAAAUUUAAAAUCUAAUCAAAAAGGACAAAAUCUUUCACUUUUGAAACUAGACAUAAAUAUGCCUGUUCAGAUAGCACAAGGUCUAAUAGAUUUUGAUGACUGUUUAUGUGCAUUUUCGUUUUUCUUAUCUAAUUUCAGUAUUGAUAAUGCUGUUCUUAUAAAUCCUAAAAAAUUUCAUAUAUCCGUUGUUCAUGCAUUUUCAUUAUUUCAAAACUGUUUGAGGCAUACUAUUCAUUUGAAUGCUUUGCUUGGAUAUCCAUAUCAAUCUCCAAAAGUAUCUGAACUUUUAAAUGGAACUUUGUUGUACAAUGUUUACAAAAAUUUUAAAACUAGAACUAGUGUUGAAGAUUAUAUCAAAAGUUUACUCCAACAUUCAACUAGUUUAUUACAAUUAUAUGUUUCAAUUACACAAGUUAUGGAAAAGAUGUGUCCAGAAGUAUUUCAUUCAACAGUUAGCACAGUUGUUAAAAAAAAGAAAAAAAAUAAACGUCAUACACAUGAUUCUAAUUAUGAAGAAGAGGAACAAAAUGUUGAAAUGGACUUUGAAAAUGAUGAACCAUACUAUGAUGCUAAUAAUCCCUACUCAAUGCUAGGGCAAAGUUAAUAUUGUUAUAUUUUAAUAUUUUAUUUUUUACUUU